Molecule: messenger RNA, 1602 nt
Organism: Salpingoeca rosetta
Lineage: Eukaryota; Choanoflagellata; Craspedida; Salpingoecidae
Exons: 5
Coding region: 1-1602 (533 amino acids)
Molecular function (GO): zinc ion binding; nucleic acid binding
Source: RefSeq, a predicted model, not a curated record
AUGCAGUUGAAAUUGGCACACUUGGAGAACCGGAGGAAGUCCAAGGGCAAGCGCUCGAAGCCGAAUGGCCAGGUCGAUGAACAUGCUGCUCAGCAGUUGGGGGUUGGCCUCAGCACCGUGCGUCGGAAGUAUGCAAUGCUCAACAAGCUGUUGCGAGAGCACGGCAUAGAUGGCCUUAAGACGCUUUCUGUUGAGAACCGCCGUGGCAAGGCGACACGGCUGCCGACACGUGUGCCCACGACAAAACGUGUGCUCAGGCAGGUUCGCGCUCACGUGCGCAUGCAGAGAGAAAGGCGGACACCGCAUCACGGCCGUACAGGUGCUGACUUCCUACGCAAGCACAGGCAUGUGGACGUACGACCUUCGUUUGCUGGCGAUGGUGACGACGAACUGGACAGGGCGCUAGGGCGGCGGCUUCUGCGGGCGGUGCAGCGGUUUUCUUCUGCAGCCGGUGCAAGCAGCCAGGCACACGCGGAAGAAGUGCCCGUCGCUGAAGAAAACCUGCCUCAACAACCACAGAAGCAACCAUCCACACGCAAGUGUGGUCGAUGCAAGCAGCCAGGGCACACGCGGAAGAAGUGCCCCGUCGCUGACGAAGACCUCCCUGAGCAACCACAGCAACAGCAGGGCCGUCCCCGGAAGCCUUCUCGUGGGAGCUUCCAUACAGGGGACUAUCAUAAAGCCUUUAAUUCUGACAACUUCAUCAGCUGGUUCAAGGAUGCGUUGCUGCCGAACCUGCACCAGCCGUCGCUCAUCAUCAUGGACAACGCAGCGUACCACCGCACCCUCCCACCAGACACGCCAGUCCCGGGGAGAAUGAAGAAAGCGGACGUCAUUGCAGCUCUGCGAGCCAGGAACCUGACCGUGAGCGAGAUUGACUUCUCCUGCGAGCUGAAAGACCGCCUGAAGUUGUGGGUGAAGAACCACGUCCAACCCGAGGUGGUGCAGCUGGCCGAGGCGCAAGGCCACAAGGUGCUCUUCUCCCCUCCGUGCUACAGCGACCUCAACCCAAUCGAGCUCGUGUGGGCGCUGAUCAAGGGCAACGUCGGCCGCAGAUACAGCCUCGAUACAACCUUCGAGGAUGUUGAAAGGCGUCUGGAGGAAGAAAUCCAACGCCUGGCAGAGGAUCGCGGGCAGUACCGCAAAGAUGGCAAGACGCGCGUGCAAGCCAUCAUCGACUCGAUCGACAAGCAGCUGGAGCGGCAGCGGCGCAUCAUCGAUGGCAGGGGCGAAGAGGAGGCAGUAGAGCAAGCAGCACCAUGUACAACCACCCGAGCUGCGAGCGCUGAUAGCACUGAGGAGAUGGACGUUGAACAAGCAGCCGCAGUCGUGCUCGAUGAGGAGGUUGAUUGGGUUGACGAACGGAUGGAUGAGGGUGAAGAUGGAGAAGAGGGCGAAGAGUGUGAGGAGGGGGACGAUGACGGCGUGUCUGAAUCAGACUUAGAAGCAGGGGAACAGAGCGACGCCCUCUUCACAUCAACAUUCGCUGGGGUGAUGCCAUGGUUGCAGGCAGUGUUCGACAGAGAAAUGAACACGGCCCUCUCCCGGUGUCGCCAACCUACAGACAGCAUCGAGCGCGGCCGUGGCACCUCGGUGUCGUGA